Messenger RNA from Helicoverpa zea (corn earworm), 4081 nucleotides. RefSeq names its product rho GTPase-activating protein 92B (gene RhoGAP92B). The record is from RefSeq and is a predicted model, not a curated record. Gene Ontology annotation, molecular function: protein binding; GTPase activator activity. Gene Ontology annotation, biological process: regulation of actin cytoskeleton organization; regulation of Rac protein signal transduction; signal transduction. NCBI's taxonomy places the organism in Eukaryota, Metazoa, Arthropoda, Insecta, Lepidoptera, Noctuidae. The transcript is spliced from 6 exons. The coding region runs from base 325 to 3120 and encodes 931 amino acids. Gene Ontology annotation, cellular component: cytoplasm; intracellular anatomical structure.
UUAAUAUUUAAUUAUAGUUAUCUGUGGUUAUUUUAUUUUUCUGAUUCAUCGAGUGUAUUUUUAUGCUGAAUCUUUAUACGUAAAAAUUACAAAUAAAUAAGUUUAAUUUAAGCGUUAUAAGUAAAUAAUGGAAAUGUAGUGCCUUAAUGGAAUUUUUAUGUAGUUAAUUUACGUGUGUCUUCUCUGCUACAUUCUUUGAUGAGGAUGAUCUCAUUGACGUUCUGACAUUACGUUUUAAGCGAAAUCUUGAUCGUUUUAUUAUUUUGCUAUUGGGUCCAAUGACCUUGUAACUUAAAAUAAUUUCAUCGAAAUUGAUUAGUGACAAUGAAGAAACAGUUCUAUAGGGUUAAGCAACUCGCCGACCAAACAUUUUCAAGGUCAGGAAAAGCGGAAGGCUUGACAGACGAGUUGCAAACAGCAGACAGAAAAGUAGAGCACCUCAGAAAUGCCUUACAGUUGGUUAGCAAGAGACUGUCAACAGGAGCAGGCAGUACACAGGGCCAGGACCCUGCAGCCAGAGAGAAAAGACUUAAAAAACUGCCUGAAUACCUCCUUGGAUUAUCUAUGUGUGAAGCCAGCAAUUUUGAUGACGAUGAUAGCAUUUUAAAAUAUAUUUUAUAUGAAUGUGGUAAAACGGAGAAAUUUCUGGCAAAUGAGAUAGCAGAGCAUGAACUGAAGGUAGAACAGUUAGUGUGUGCACCUCUCACAACUAUAAGUGACCAAGAUCUUCCAGCCAUAAUGAAAGCCAAGAAGCAGCUCAACAGGCUCAUGAGCGAGAAGGAAACUGCUACCAGCAGAUAUCAUCAUUUAGAAAGGCAGAAAGAGGAGAAUCCAACUAAAUUAAAUGCUGCGAGAGAAGAACUCGAAGAUGUUGGGAUCCGAGUGGAGGCAGCCCGGGAUGCUCUGGCUGCGGACAUGUUUGCACUUGUCGCUAAGGAGGCCCAGUUAGCACACACACUACUACAGUACGUCAAACUACAGAGAGCUUACCACGAGUCGGCACUACAUUCCCUACAAGAUACGGUUCCAGAGCUAGAACGAUUCAUAAACGACAGUUCGGUGAAGCCGGUAUUCGGGUACCCGCUAGAAGAGCACCUGAGGGUGACGGGCCGCACCAUAGCGUUUCCCAUAGAGCUAUGUGUUUGCACCCUGCACGAGUUGGCGCUUAACGAAGAAGGACUGUUCAGGAUUGCUGGCGGCACGUCUAAAGUGCGGCGCAUGAAGUUGUCGCUGGACGCGGGGCUGUUCAACGUGCCGCUGCCGCGCGACUACCGCGACAUGCACGUGGUGGCGUCCGUGCUCAAGUGCUACCUGCGCGAGCUGCCCGAGCCGCUGCUCACCUACCGCCUCUACGAGAACUUCGUCACCGCCUCCCGGCAGCCCUCCGAACAGACCCGGCUCAACGCCAUCUGGGAAGCCAUACACCUACUACCCGAGGCUAACUUCCAAAAUCUUAGGUACCUUAUCAAAUUUUUGUCUACUUUGACACAGAACCAAAGUACAAACAAAAUGACCCCUUCGAACCUGGCCAUCGUGAUCGCUCCCAACCUCCUGUGGGCGGCCGACGAGAGCACAUUCGACAUGAACAUCACAACUGCAGUCAACUGCAUCGUUGAACUACUCAUCAAACACGCCGACUGGUUCUACAAGGACGAUCUAAACUUCUUCAUUUCAUUCACCAAAGAGGAUCUACUUCCAGAUCAAUGCGAGUACGGUUUCUCGCCUAAUUUCGUCCACGGUUACAAUCAGACCGCAGCACUCAGCCACGAGCCCACGAACGGCGACUACAGCAGCAUGAGCAAGUCUAUGUUCGACUACAAUCACCAAAGUCUAAGCAAAUUAACCGAUAGCGCAGGCCGCCACUCGAGGAGCAACAGUCACGACACUAGUUUAAUAUUGCUCGAAAACGACAUGAAGAAGGCUCAGUCCAACAGUUCAUUAUCUGAUCAAUCUAGUCCCCCACACGGAAGUCCAAAGCCGAUCAUGAGGCGAAAAAACAAACCAUUGGCUCCCGUGCCGCCUAAUUUCACACCAGAUAAAAAUAAAAAAGUAGUAAUAGAGCCACAGCCUCCGCCCCAACCACAACCGCAGGCGCAGCUCCCUGCGCCAGAAAUAGUAAAAGAACAGACGAAUACAGCGAAGGCUGACAUCGACAAGCCUGCCAAGCCGCCCAGACCCGUCAUAUCGGACACCGGCAAGGUGAUCACCGGCGUACAGACCAUCAACCGCUCCACGUACCGACAGAGCAAAGCCAUGAAGGAGGAGGCGCGGAACGAGCUGCUCGCCGACACGCGCCGCCAGAGCCUCGAGCUCGACAAGGACAUUAUGAAGGCACCCGACGGGAAAGACUCCACACUAGUCGUAAAGAACGUGACCGCGCAGACCGGAGUCGUUAGCAGGAUGAAAGUGGUCGGUGAUGCAUUUAGUGGGCCGGCAUCGUUGGGAGCCGAACGGCCAUUAGCUGACAAGAUAACACCGGCACGCUUGCAGGCUACGAAGCCGAGCGGGCAGCCGCCGCCGCGGCCGGUGGCGGCGCCGCGCACCAUCGUGCCGGCGCCCGAGCCCGCGCCCGACGCCGACGUGCAGCUGCGGCACAAGCCCGCCGUGCCCGAGCGCCCCGCCACGCUGCGCCCGCAGAGCUUCCGCGCGCCGCGCUCCUCGCUGGGCGACGCGCCCGACCUCGCCGGCCAGCCCACCGUGCUCGAGCGCACUCACAUCUACACCGUCGACAAACAUCACCCCACCGUCAUCCAAGUCGGGGCCACCGCCGUUCCCGCUGACAAGGAUGGCGACGAAACCCCACGCGCGACCGUGCAACGUACACAUAGUUCGGGUGGGCGGGACGGCGACUUGGAGGAGCCGAGGAGCCUGUGUGUGGCGAGCAGACAGCUGUCGCAGUCGGAGGGUGACAUCACGGAGUGUCCGUCGCCGCGGCCACAGCCGGGCCGGCCGCCGCGACCACUAGUCCCCGCGCCGCCGCCGCCAGUAGCGGCGCCAGCGGUUACAGGCGCGGCACCGACCGCCCCACUAGCACAGUCGCCGCCCGCCGUGCCCGCCACACAGCCGGCGCGGCCUGAGGCGCCGGCUGUGCAGCCACUGCGUGAGAGUACGGAUCUUUAGCGGGCGCCGUACGUGCCGGUGCCCAUGCCGCGGUUGAAGCGACGACGUUAGUUGCUGCGAGUCACCGCAUCACAGUAAACAGGGCGCGACAACAUUGUUAUGAUCGUGGUCUAUUAUAAUUCUAGUUCCCGCUGUCGUAAAUUAUGAUGUCGCAACGAGACUGAUGUUGGCUCUUUAUUUUCUGCUUAUACCGUGCCUCGGUCACGUAGAAAAAUGUUAUUUGAGAAAAGUUUUCUUUGCAUCAAAUGAGUAUUAUGUAUUUAUUUUUGUAAAACUAGAAUUAAUAAUAAGAUAACAAGUGAUAAUUUGAAUAAUAUUAUCUAUUACCAAAAUAGAAAUUACAGCUUUUGCGUAAUACGUAUGUUAGUCUGACGAUUAAUCAUUGACCCCGGAAUAUUAUUCCAAAAAGACAUAUCGGUUAGAUUGUCUAUGUAGCUUUUUUAUGCAAUCUAAUUUUAAUAAAUAAUGGAAUGUUGUAAGCCAGUUAGUUAUAUAUUGAUAAAAUGUUGCAAUUAAUAAUUGUGAUAUUAGAAAAAUAUUAUCACCACUCCCGGUCAGUGGCCACAAGCGGGGGAAUGCACAAAUGUUGUUGACGUAACAAACGGCCAUAUUUUUACGAUAUUUGUAAUGGUGUGUUUCCAUUUGACCACUAGACAUUUGGCCAGCGCCGGCAAGUCAUUUUAUUUGCUAAACAUAGAUUUUAUUUUUUGUAUUGAGAGUUAAUUAAAUUGUAUUUAUGUAAUUGUACCGGCGUUGACCAACUGACCGUGUCUAAUGGAUACCGUCGUGACUUGUCAAUGCAUUAGAUUAGUAAUCAACGCAAUGCUGUUUCAAUGACUAUUAUUUUAGCUGUAAGUAUGUUAUGUAGUGUUUACAAUCUUAUGUGAUAUGCAUUUUAUUAUUAUAUACUUCAAGUAUACCAGCUUCUGUUGUAAGUAUUAAUAAAAUAGCCCAAACAUUA